Ascochyta rabiei is the source of this 1323-nucleotide messenger RNA. RefSeq lists its product as uncharacterized. Bases 1 to 1323 code for a protein of 440 amino acids. The record is from RefSeq and is a predicted model, not a curated record. NCBI's taxonomy places the organism in Eukaryota, Fungi, Ascomycota, Dothideomycetes, Pleosporales, Didymellaceae. The transcript is spliced from 2 exons.
AUGGCGUUGACGCCCGGCAGCCCGAAAAUUCCCUUUCUUCCACCUGAGAUACACCUGGUCAUUGCGCAACAUGUGUACCGUAGCGACUUACCGAACUAUCGCCUCGCCAAUACAAUGUUUGCUGAGAUGGGCAGGCCAGGACUGUUCCAUACCAUCACGCUUCGGUGCACCUGCGCAAGUGUAUCCCAGCUCAAGCACAUCACACAAAACGAACAACUUUCUAAACUUGUGAAUACCCUCAUCUGGGAUACCAAUCGUUGGAGAGUAGGUGUUGACGUAAGAGAUUGGCAUGAGUGGACGAGAUACUGCAAGCUGAGAGCACAAGAGGCUGGUUCUGACCAAGCUGCACUAUACGAAGAGCUUGCUACAAGUCGACAACACUGGGAGGCUUACCUGUUUCGAUUAGAAGACGAGAAACGAACUAAUCUAGAAUUUGAAGAAUUGUGCAUGUCCUCGCCGUUCCCCAGGCUUGGACUGCUCAGUUUGCAAGAAGUCCAUGUUGUCAGAGGCGCUUAUCAGCUCAACAACCGGCACGUAUGCAUGACGGAAGAACAUGAUACAGUACCUGUGACCGCUCCACUCAGUGCUUGGAGAGGUGAUACAAUUUCAAGAUCCCUCUACACCUUUUUAAUGCCUCAAAUACUCAGUACUGUGAAGAGAUGGACAUUCUCCGGCGUGGAUACCAAAGCCUUGGUAAGGUUAGAAACUUAUCCUCCAAUGAAAGGAAUGCACUCCGAACUCACCAGCAUGACAAUCCGACCCGGCGCCCGAGACAUGGCAUACAACUCAGAAAGAGACACAGGCCGGCUCGCGGCCUAUCUUAGCAAGAGGCGAGAUCUUGAGUCUCUCUGUCUGAUCCUCAAUAGCCGCGUUGUUCUUGCGAACCACACGACAAGCUUUUCGCAGACCAUCCAGGAUACUUUCGAAGUAAAGAAGAGGUGGAGUUACCAAGGCUGUCUGGAAGGUCCUAUAACAUGGCCGAAGCUUCGCAAGCUGUCGCUAAGUCAUUUCGAUACAAACACUAACGCGCUCUUGUCGUUAGUCGCCAGACACAGCUCGACUUUACGAGAUCUGAGGCUGCACGCUAUAAGUCUCUGCGUUAAUGGAGAAGAAACAAGCACAUGGCUGCAGGUUUUCCGGACAAUCAGCUCAACAGCAUGUCUGCAUAAUGUGGCUCUGUCGGGAGAGUUCCGAUACGGUGAUGGCAUCAGAGACGACGUCUGGGACUUCGAUGACAAAGGUCUUGCAAAUGCUGUUACCUUUUGGAUCAUCAACGGUGGGGAUUGCCCUUGGACAGACGAGUCUGAGAUAAUUACAAGUUGA